Molecule: messenger RNA, 1595 nt
Organism: Cimex lectularius (bed bug)
Lineage: Eukaryota; Metazoa; Arthropoda; Insecta; Hemiptera; Cimicidae
Exons: 5
Coding region: 520-1071 (183 amino acids)
Cellular component (GO): membrane
Source: RefSeq, a predicted model, not a curated record
CUGAGUGACGCAAUUCGUACAAAUAUUUAUAGGAUGAUAAUCUGUAUAUCAAGAAGGCAACGAUCUGUAAAUGAUCCUAGUUACGACUUACAGAGACAGACUACAGUUGGGCAGUGGUUCUAUCACUUGUCAACAUUCGUGUUAUUUGUUUUUGUUCUGUUUUGUUUAAUAGUUUAGUAUAUUGUCAGUUGAUUUUUUUCCCUUUUUAUUUAAAUCGCUAGUCAAAAUAACAUUUCAGUUAAUAAUGUUACAAUUACUUUUGUCCAUUUAAUAAUUAAUUUGGCACGAAAUUACACCCUUGUUUGUAACUAAAUAUCUAGGAGUUUAUAAUAUACAGAAAUUACCUUAUUUCUGAAAGUUUAAGCAGUUCGUCAACAUGUGCAUCUUGUCUAACAUCACAGAAUAAGAUUUCUAUUUUUAGCAUCAAUAAUCACCGAUUUCUCAUUAAGUUUGGCACUGAUAACCCCAAUAUUUGCUUAUCAUUAUCAGUUUUUUUAAAAUAUAGUUUAAAUUGGAAAAAUGUCCGAUCCCGAAUUUCCUGCAAAACACACGACAACAACUGUAACGACAUCAAACACAAAUGUUCAAACAAACAUAAGAUAUGACCCAUUGUAUGCACGGACACUACCAGGGUUGUUAAAAUGCUUUCAACUGGUUGUUGAUGCAAUAGUAUUUAUAUCUGUAUCUUGUUCAAAAUUUUCUGCACAGUCUUUUAUGUCAUUUAUGAGUGCCAUCUGUGGUUUUGGCUUCUGGUUUACUGGGAUUCUAAUGAUGUUCUACACUUUUCAUAUCAUCGAGAAAUUUUACAAAGUACCAUGGCUAAAAAUAGAGCUUGUUUAUUGUGCACUAUGGUCUCUAUUUCUCAUGAUUGGCUCUACUGUUUGUGCUCCAAACCUUAGCGCAGAUGUUACAAUUGGCUUUGUUUCGUUCUUUGGCUACCUAAAUAUGUGCGCAUAUGGAUAUGAUGCUUUUCUGAAGUUCAGGGGUGUCCAGGAUGGAGAAAUUGCCCAGGGUACAAGAGAGGUAACUUCAAAGACAACAUCAAAUCAAGAUAACACAGUUGCAUAUUAGUAAUAAUUUGCAAUUUUAUUUUAUUUUAAUGUAAUUUAAUUUUUUUUUUAAAUAUUUAAAAUCCCUCUACUAUAUUUUUGUGUGUACUUUAAAAAGACUAAUGUAAUAACAUAAAAUGACAAAAUUAAUUUAGCUUAUGCACCACCAAAUUUUACAAGUUAAAAAAAAAAUUAUUAUAGGCUUAAGCAAAGGUUUGCUUUGUGUACGUGUAGCUAGCAAUAUUUAUUUAAAUAGGUUACAACAAAGGUACUCGAAAUGUCCUUGUGAAUCAUACUGGGAUUUGAUGUUUACCUUUUAUAUAUUUGUUGUAUCACCACCUAUUAACCAUGCUUAAUAACUCCCCACCCCACCCUUUAUAAAGAAAUUCGAGAUAGCUAUAGAAAGGCCAUGAUAAAAAUAUGAGCUUAAAAUUUGUUUUAUUAUAAGAAUGCUAAAAUAUAAGUGAAAAUGCCAGUCAGCACUGUAUUUGUGUUAUGUGAUACUACUUAAACAUUAUUGAAAAAAACGUAUAAAAUACGUUAUGC